Messenger RNA from Spirometra erinaceieuropaei, 373 nucleotides. NCBI's taxonomy places the organism in Eukaryota, Metazoa, Platyhelminthes, Cestoda, Diphyllobothriidea, Diphyllobothriidae. The record is from the annotation of a GenBank genome assembly.
AUGGUACCACACAUUGUCUUUAUUCUUGCCUUCCUGUACGGCGCCCAGCUCAACUCAGGUCAGUCUUCCAGCGGCGGCGGCAGCAGCAGCAGAAGUCACGAAUUUCUGUCGCCGAGCCGACCAGAGGCUCGAGGUACCACCGUCUCCUUCGUGAUUGACGAGGAGCUACCCGUCGGUUCACGCAUUGGCAGUCUGGUCGAGAGGCUGAGCUCAAGUCAGCAUUCCAUUCGACAUCCAAUGCUCGAGGAGGCAGCUGCCGCCGCCAUGGAGACGGGAGUGAACUUUAUUCCUUUGACAGAUGAACGACUGGUGCUGCUGAAUCGCACCAGCGGUCUCCUGACGGUUCGUCAGCGUAUCGACAGGGAGGCCCUCU